UAUUCAGCAGAGCUCUUGGAAUGUGACAACGUUUUAAAAUGACACUUCAUAGGGUCAUGAAUAGAACCUAAUCAGGCAAAAUAUAAUCAAUCAUCAGAUGCAAUUAGAGUCAUAUUGCAUUUAUACUGAGUGUAGUUGAAGUUGUGGAAUUUACAGUUCAACAAAGUACAUUUACUUACAUAAACUUAUUUGAUCCUGUGAAGUUUAUUUUAAGUAGCAUUAGGUAAAGAGAUAACUGGUUUUCAGUGAACCUGAUUUUUGCAAGCACUUAGGGUUGAGAAUUAGUACAUGAACUGAAUAGGUUCUGAGUUUGAUUAUUUUCUAACCAUUGCUCAUUUGACAGUGUCUCGCAUGAUAUUCUUGUGGAUAAGAUGGAAAAAUGGGAGCUGGUGUCAAUAUCAAUUUACAAAUACAAUAAAGCAUUUAUUCUCCAAACUUGUUCCAUUCAAUACCCCUGUCAGUUUAAAAAAAAAACAACAAAAUAGGCUUUGCCAAUCAAAUUUUGUAUAUGACACUAAAUUGGGAGGGAUAGUGAACAUACACUACAGAGUGAAAGAAUCAGGAUUUAAAAUCUUUUGAGAAGGUGAAGUAAUGGGUACAUGUAUGGGUCUGAGGCUUCCCACCCUCAUCCCCUAAAACAAGUGAUUUAAAAGAAAUGUCUGUUUCUUUGAGUAAUCAAAUCUGAAAUUUAGUCUCCCAACUUAAUCCUCCAACACCCUUCUUGCAAACUUCAUCCAAAAUGUCUAUCAUCCCAGGCUCUAAUACACAUUCAAAUUUUGGAAUUUGCUCUUCCCUCUGCCUUGAGCGCCCACCCUCUUUACUGUAUAAUAGGCUAUUCAUCCUUUAGCACAACUCUAGGGCGAGAGGGAGAUGCCAGUCCCUGGCAUAAGGUGGGUAAACUUGGCAUUCAUGCCCCAAUUGUUGGCAACACUCUUUCCUGCUAAUCCCUGUGGUAGAUUCAUAAUCUCGAAUACCACAGUCUUGGUCAGCCUCUGAAGUUGGCACAUGAGAAAAAAAUCUCUUUGCCAUCUGGGCCUAGAGGAAGCAAAUGCUUUUUCAAAAUAUUGCAAAUUGCCUGCAUAGUAGUCAAGGGGGAAUCCUAUUAAUAUUAACUAAUUAGAUGCUGUUGGGAGUAAAAUAGAGUAACUGUGAACAUGCAAAUAUAGUAUGCAAAUCAGGAGAGAUACUAGAAAACUUAAUGUAUAAGGUUUCACACCUCUUUCAGGCUAAGUCAUUAUUCUGGGAAAUCAAUUAAUAUAUUAUGUUUCCUUGUGUCAUAAGAGAAAAAAGAUCAAUUAUACAUUUGCUUAAAAGAAGAUGCUAUAUUUAGAAAACAAGUUGGCCAGAAAAAAUGAAGAACUUUUGACUUUAGAAACUUUAGAGUAAAAGAAUGGACUAUGUCAGAGUCUGGGUGGAGCUAAUGUGUCAAAUAGUUGUGUGAUUGCGUCUGGGAGACCAGUUGCACCUGCAGCAUGGCUGACCAGCUGAAGGAAGAGCAGAUUGCAGAAUUCAAAGAAGCUGUUUCACUGUUUGACAAGGAUGGUGAUGGAACUCUAACAACAAAGGAAUUGGGAACUGUCACAUGGGCUGUUGGGCAGAAUCCCACAGAAGCACAGUUACAAGAUAUAAUUAAUGAAGUAGAUGCUGAUGGUAAUGGCACAAUUGACUUUCUGGGAUUUCUGACAAUGAUGUCAAGGAAAAUGAAAGACACAGAUAGUAAAGAAGAAAUUAGGGAAGCCUUCCAUGUGUUUGAUGAGGAUGGCAAUGAAUAUAUUAGUGCAGCAGAGCUUCACCAUGUGAUGACAAACCUUGGAAAGAAGUUAACAGAUAAAGAGGUUGAUGAAAGAAUCAGAAAAGCAGAUAUUGGUGGCGAUGGUCAAGUGAACUAUGAAGAGUUUGUACAAAUGAUGACAGCAAAGUGAAGACCUUGUACAGAAUAUGUUAAAUUUCUUGUACAAAAUUGUUCAUUUGCCUUUUUUUGGUAACUUAUCUGUAAAAGGUUUCCCCCUACUGUCAAAAGUACUAAUAAUUAGGAUUUCUUUCCUCCAUGUUUUCUUCCCUUACCUUACUGUCAUUUUCAUGAAACUUUACUUUAGAAAAUUGAUCAAGUAAUGUUGCAUGUGGCUUAUUCUGGAUAUGUCUAAGAAACUCUGCACAUCUAAACUAAGAUGGAGUUGGUCAAAUGAGGGAACAUCUGGGUUUUGCCUUUUUUUUAAGGUUGUUUUCUUUAGGAAUUGUCAACAUGUUGAAGUGUGGAGUUGUAACUGCGUGGACUAUGGACAGUCAAAGAUAUGUGCUAAAGUUGCACUAUUGCAAAAUGCGUGUAUUAUCCAGGUACUUGUAUACUAUUUUCUGGUACUGCUGGCUCUGAACCAGAAACAUUUUCUUUUGUUGUUUCUUGCUUUUUAAACUUUAUUUAGCCACUUAAAGAAAAUGUGCUUAUGGCACAGUUUGUCUCAAAUUCACUCCAAGUUGUUGUAUUUGUUGGAAUACAUUUGUAUAUUGUAUAUUUGUUUUCCAAUUAAAAAAUUAAAAUUAAAAAAAUGAAUGGACUAUAUCAGACAUUUAUCAUAAUCAGUUU
Choloepus didactylus (southern two-toed sloth) is the source of this 2581-nucleotide messenger RNA. Its product is annotated as calmodulin-1-like. The transcript has a single exon. The coding region runs from base 1473 to 1922 and encodes 149 amino acids. The record is from RefSeq and is a predicted model, not a curated record. NCBI's taxonomy places the organism in Eukaryota, Metazoa, Chordata, Mammalia, Pilosa, Megalonychidae. Gene Ontology annotation, molecular function: calcium ion binding.